Molecule: messenger RNA, 1662 nt
Organism: Eremothecium cymbalariae DBVPG#7215
Lineage: Eukaryota; Fungi; Ascomycota; Saccharomycetes; Saccharomycetales; Saccharomycetaceae
Gene: DED81
Product: asparagine--tRNA ligase DED81
Exons: 1
Coding region: 1-1662 (553 amino acids)
Biological process (GO): asparaginyl-tRNA aminoacylation
Cellular component (GO): cytoplasm
Molecular function (GO): ATP binding; asparagine-tRNA ligase activity; nucleic acid binding
Source: RefSeq, a predicted model, not a curated record
AUGUCGGUGUAUAUCAACGAUUCGAGUGGUAAGGAUGAUAUCUCUGUGAGUGGUACAAAAGAAGAGCCAUUUAAAAGCGGUGCUUUUGCGUUGUUUGUGAACCAGACUGGUAGCGAACCAAAACUGCUAGUGUAUAAGAAGGAUGAGGAUACGGAUGGUGGUUAUGUUGAAAUUAGUGCUUCUGCUCUGAAGAAAGCACGGAAGGGUGCUGAAGGGUUGAAGAAGAAAGCAGCUAAGCAGGAGGAUCAGGAUAAAAAGAAAAAGGAGCAGGAUGCAAAGGAUGUGGCGAAGAGGUUGGAGUUGAUGAAUAUUACGAUUAAGGAGGAUUUGUCUUUGCCGAAGGCACGUAGUAUGAAGAUUGGGAGGUGUUAUAGUGCUGUUGAUGAGAGGGUCAAGGUUUGUGGUUGGAUUCAUAGGUUACGUUUGAGCAAGUCUGUUGGGUUUGUUGUUCUAAGAGACGGAACCGGCUAUCUGCAGGCUGUUCUGUCUGGUGACCUGGCCAAAGCGUACCAAACCGGCACGCUUACAUUAGAAUCUACUGUGAAGUUGUAUGGUACAGUAAGAAAGUUGCCAGAUGGCAAGACUGCACCAGGUGGUGUCGAAUUGGAUGUUGAUUAUUACGAAAUAGUUGGAUUAGCUCCGGCUGGUGACGAUGCAUUUACUAAUAGAGUGCAGGAGGGCGCCGAUCCGUCUCUGUUAUUAGACCAAAGACAUUUAAUGUUGAGAGGUGAGACUUUAUCUGCUGUGAUGAAGGUCCGUGCUGCUUUGUUGAAAGCUUUCCGUCGCGUAUUUGAUGAGGAAGGCCUAACUGAGGUCACACCACCAUGCAUGGUUCAAACCCAGGUUGAAGGCGGUUCUACAUUGUUUAAAUUGGACUACUAUGGCGAGGAGGCAUUUUUGACUCAAUCUUCUCAGUUAUACUUGGAGACUUGUUUGUCUUCUUUAGGAGAUGUUUAUUGUAUCCAAGAGUCAUUCCGUGCAGAGAAGUCUCACACAAGAAGGCACUUGUCUGAAUACACCCACAUCGAGGGAGAAUUGGCAUUCCUAGACUUUGAGGAUUUGUUGACACAUAUUGAACGUCUCAUUACAAGUACUGUACAAUAUGUAUUAGAGGACAGUGUUGCUGGUCCACUAAUUAAGCAGUUGAACCCAGACUUCAAGGCACCUCAAAUGCCAUUCAUGAGAUUGGAAUACAAGGAUGCCAUAACUUGGUUGAAUGAACAUGGUAUCAAGAAUGAGGAAAACGAAGAGUUCAAGUUCGGCGAUGAUAUUGCUGAAGCAGCCGAAAGGAAGAUGACUGAUACCAUCGGUGUUCCAAUUCUAUUGACUAAAUUCCCAGUUGCCAUUAAGUCCUUUUACAUGAAACGUUGUGCUGAUGAUCCUCGUGUUACGGAGUCUGUUGACGUGCUAAUGCCAACUGUCGGUGAGAUCACUGGUGGUUCCAUGAGAAUAGAGUCUACUGAAGAGUUAAUGGCUGGAUUUACACGUGAAGGUAUUGACGCCUCGGCCUAUUACUGGUUCGUUGACCAACGUAGAUAUGGUACUUGUCCUCAUGGUGGAUACGGUAUCGGCACUGAACGUAUAUUGGCAUGGUUAUGUGAUAGAUUUACUGUUAGAGACUGUUCCUUAUAUCCACGCUUCUCUGGAAGAUGUAAACCAUAA